Molecule: messenger RNA, 260 nt
Organism: Staurois parvus
Lineage: Eukaryota; Metazoa; Chordata; Amphibia; Anura; Ranidae
Source: the annotation of a GenBank genome assembly
GGUGGCAAUGCAGGGUCGGGUGGCCAUUUAUAAAUGGCCUCCCCGCACCCUGCUUGUGCGCGUUCCCCGGGAGCGCGCAGCCCCCCGAUCCGGUGCCCGCUGUGUGCUCCGAACCCAGUGAAACACCGAUCGUCGGACGGGACCUCAGUGAUCACUACGUGUGAAAUCUGUGCAUGAUCACAGAGGUCACAUGGUACAAGGCUAUUCACAACAGCCUUGUACCAUGUGACAAGCUGUGACCAAUCACAGCUCACUCAGUA